Messenger RNA from Condylostylus longicornis, 2036 nucleotides. RefSeq names its product sodium-dependent proline transporter-like. Gene Ontology annotation, biological process: sodium ion transmembrane transport. The record is from RefSeq and is a predicted model, not a curated record. The transcript is spliced from 9 exons. The coding region runs from base 279 to 2036 and encodes 585 amino acids. Gene Ontology annotation, cellular component: membrane. NCBI's taxonomy places the organism in Eukaryota, Metazoa, Arthropoda, Insecta, Diptera, Dolichopodidae.
AUAUUCGGUUAUAAGUAAGCGCGAAAAUGAUUCGUUUAAUUUAUUUUCAUACAACUAAAAUAAUUUUAUAAAAAACCGAAAAAUACAUAUAAUAUGUACAUAUGUAUAUAUUAAAAAAAUUAUAUUAAAGUGUGUGUAAAAAAUUAAUUAAUUUAAUAUAAAUUAAGAAGUGUUUAUAAUAUUUAUUUCAUGUGUAGAAAAAAGCGCAGAAUAUCUAUAAAAAUAAAUUUUAAAUAAUUUUAAUGAAUAGCCAAAAUAUUGGUGUUUCUUAAGAAACUAUGAUUAAUUCUAAUUUAAAUUCAGUUGCUGGAAAUGUAAGAUCAUAUGAUUUAGGAAAUCAACCGUUUAAACAUGAUGUAGGACGUGGUAAAUGGGAUACAAUAUGGGAUUUUUAUGCUGUUGCCUUAAGUCAUUGUUUAGGCUUCCGUCAUUUAACAUUAUUUUUUUUAAUAUCUAAAAGUAAUGUAGUUGGAAUAUUCUUGUCCUAUCUAUUAGGCUUAUUUAUAUUAGUUUUGCCAUUAUAUUAUAUGCAAAUGUUUUUGGGUCAAUUUUCUAGUAGUGGCCUAAUAUCAGCAUUUCGGAUAGCACCACUUUUUAAAGUAAUUGGAUAUGUUUCAUUAUUUUUAAAUAUUAUGACAUGUACUUAUUUAAUGGUUAGUGCUGCGUUUCCACUUAGCAUUGUUUUUGAUUCAAUACAAUCGGAAUUGCCAUGGACACAUUGCAAUAACUCUUACAAUACACAUAAGUGCUCGCUGCAAGUUAAUGACACUAAUGAUAUAGAGACUACGUUUCCAAUUGAUGAAUAUUUUGACCACAUUACAGGCAGAACAAUUAGUAAUGGUUAUGACGGACCAUUCUUAUGGCGUAUAAUAUUAUGCACACUUCUCGUGUGGCUUUUGAUUGGAGGAAUUCUGUCCAAAGGAGCAGAGAUGUUUGGAAAAAUUUUUCGUUUUACAACAACAAUAAUGCUUUCAUGUUUUUUGUUAACGUUAAUUCGUAUGCUAUGCGUUGAAGAAAGUUGGACAGUAUUAAAAAACUUUAUAAUGCAUCUUCCUCAGCAGUAUUACAUGGAAAAUAUUUUAAAUUCACCGAUUUUAAUUAUUUCAGCAUUUGGUGCUGGUUGGGGCAACAUUCUUACAAUUGCCAGUUAUAAUAAUUUUAAAGAGAAUAUCGGGAAACUUUCUAUUGUAGCAUGCUCAUUGCAAAUGAUUAUAUUUUUAUUAACGAUUUUUCAAUAUGAAGCAGCCGACAGAUACUUAUACAAGCGUUAUCGCUACUUCUACUUAUUCUUUAAUUUUCAUGAUCCAAUUGCUUUUGUAGUCAUUACUUUUGCUUUAUAUUUUUCACAUUUUAAUUGGCCACAUUUAUGGACAUUUUUAUUUUUCAUGUCAAUAUUUUUAGCUCAAUUGUCAGAUGGAGUAAUUCAGGUAUUUACGAUUUUAACAGCAAUUUUUGAUGAAUAUGAAAGCACGAGAAUUUAUAAAAGAACAAUUCAAGGCACUUUUAUUGGAAUUUUUGGAAUAAUUUCAAUGCUUUUCUGCUCAAAUAAAGGUUUUUCUUCAUUGACUGCAUUAUACAUAACGGGUUGUUCAGAAAGAUUAAUAAUAAUUUUAUUCGAAUUGAUAAUUGUUUUGUGGAUAUACGGAAGAUUAAGAUUUCAAAGAGAUGUUAAAUUUAUGACAGGAAAAAUAUUUGAGAAUUGGAAAAUAUGGAUGAUGCGAUUUUUAACACCAAUAUUAAUUAUUUUCGCAUUAGGAAGAUAUUUGUAUCAUUUAACAUAUUUUUCGAGAUAUUUUAUUAUAACCGAUUAUUCAACUUUUAUAAUAAUUAAAGUAGUAGCAUUUACACUUUUUAUAUUCUGUUAUUUUAUAUACAAAAUUUAUUCAUCUACUGGCAAUAUUUUAAAUAGAAUUAAAAAACUUUGUCAACCAAAUGACUGGUAUCCUGUUGAUUUACCUGAGCAUCGAAUUUAUAAUAUUUAUUUUAGCGAUUCUGAUGUUAAUGGUUCGUUAAUAGUAGAAGAGGCUGAUAAGUGA